Messenger RNA from Betta splendens (Siamese fighting fish), 1100 nucleotides. Its product is annotated as peroxiredoxin-like 2A. The record is from RefSeq and is a predicted model, not a curated record. The transcript is spliced from 6 exons. NCBI's taxonomy places the organism in Eukaryota, Metazoa, Chordata, Actinopteri, Anabantiformes, Osphronemidae.
GGAUAAUCUGUCAGAUUUCAGCCGCUUAAAGGUAAGAGCCUGGCUGAAAACAUUAGAAUCCCUCAUGUUUGAAGCCAGGCGCAGUCUGUGGAGCAUGUCUAGGGCCAUGCUGACUGGAACCAUGGUCCUGAAAGCUGUGAGCCUAUUUAUUGCAGAACUCAUCAGCUCCAUCACAGACUGGUUCCAGACCAAGCCGGUAUGGGCUGACCUAGAAGUGUUGGAGAAAACGGACCUGAAGGCCACCGGAGGCAGCGGUGAACAUCACAGGGCCAAAACUCUCUGGGAGAAGGCUGGAGCUGUGAUCAUGGUGGUCCGGCGACCUGGGUGACUACUGUGCAGAGAGGAGGCUGCUGCGCUGUCCUCUCUGAAGUACCAGCUGCAGGAACUUGACGUUCCUCUCAUCGCUGUGGUGAAGGAAAAUCUUGGCAGGGAGCUGGAAAACUUCAAGAAGUACUUUUCUGGGACGGUUUAUGUGGAUCUGAAGAAAAAUUUCUACGGCCCUAAAAAGCGUUGGAUGUUUCUCUCCAUGUUUCUGCGUAUCGGCGUGUGGGUGAAUAUCUGGCGGGCCCACAGGAAGGGCUUUAAAGGAAACCUGAGAGGCGAAGGCCUUAUCCUAGGGGGGUUAUUCGUCAUUGGGCCAGGUGAUCAGGGCAUUUUGCUGGAGCACCGUGAGAAGGAGUUUGGGGAUCAAGUGAAUAUGUUGGCAGUCCUCAGAGCAGCCCGAAAAAUGCGAGAUGACGCAGUCAAAAACUUGAAUGAAUAGACUGUUUUUUUAACAGAGGUGAUUAAGCCUCUAGCACACUUUACAAUGCAACUCUGAUGUAUUUGCAUACACCACAAAUAUGUCUGAUUAUGUGACUUUAUGUGGCUAAAGUCUGUUUAUUUCCCCAUUUCUGGUUUUGCUUGUGUGAUGGUGUUUUUGUGCAUUUAAUGAAGAUCUGUUUUAAACUCUGCAGAGAGAGCAGCUCUGACGUUACACAACUGUACACAGAUGCAAUCUAUUUACGAGAAUGUCUGACAUAGAGAGAAUAAACGGAUUCACUGUUUUUUGUCAUACAUUUACCUGCUAUCAAUAAAUAAACACAGAGGACAUCUUUAUA